This is a messenger RNA of Penicillium bovifimosum, 3324 nucleotides long. Its product is annotated as DUF3638 and DUF3645 domain-containing protein. The record is from RefSeq and is a predicted model, not a curated record. Lineage: Eukaryota; Fungi; Ascomycota; Eurotiomycetes; Eurotiales; Aspergillaceae. The coding region runs from base 1 to 3324 and encodes 1107 amino acids. The transcript is spliced from 2 exons.
AUGCGAGACCUCGAUGGGUUCUUCAAGGAGGCAGAGAAUCCAGGCUAUGAGGGGUGGGAACCCUCGGACCAUCCAACUUGGCUGCUUCUUGAACUUGAACAAAACAUUACAAUUCGGAAACGUCAAGUGGAAGUCGCAGGUCAGAUGAUUCAACCAGAUUGUGAUGGAAAUGCACUCCUUCAGCUUAACAUGGGCGAGGGUAAAACUACUGUUAUCACGGGGAUGACGGUUGUACACCUGGCAGAUGGCCGAAUCCUUGUCAGGCUUAUUGUCUUGAAACCUUUACUGCGCCAAAGUGUAAAUGAUCUCUCUCAGCGACUUGGAGGCUUGAUCAAUCGUCGUAUCUACCAUAUACCUGUCUCCCGCAAUACCGAACUCGACGAUUCGACGAUUAGGAAGCUGCACUCAAUAUAUGACAAGUGUCUUCGAGAUAGGGGCAUUCUCAUUGCCCUUCCUGAACACAUACUGCCUUUCAGGCUCCUUGGUCUUGAUGCUGCAGAAAGCACUCCGAAUAUCUACCCUUCACUGAUCAAGUUCGAGCAUUGGCUACGACUAAACUGUCGAGAUAUCAUUGACGAAAGCGACGAGGUUUUAGACACCAAAUUUCAGCUUGUUUACACCAUGGGUACGCAGAAAUCCAUAGACGGUCUCGGCAGUCGUUGGGAAACAACACAAGACUUGCUUCACCUGGUAUCGACACAAGCCAAACGCCUGCAUCAGGAUGAUCCGAAUUGCAUUGAGGUGGAUCAGACAGGUUAUCGCUAUCCGCUUCUGCGGUUCUUGAAAGACGAUGCAAUUGGGCGACUAUUGCGUUAUAUCCUACAGGCGAUCUUGGAGAACGGGAUCCCUGGUCUACCUUUCAAUCAAUGGACUACAAAGGUCAAAAACAGCGCAUUGAAAUUCAUCAAAGACCUCGAGCUGAGCAAGGAGGAUGAAGCCACCGUUCGUGACGAAUUCAAGGAUGGUGUAUUUAUCACCAAGCUGCUUGUUCUACGAGGGCACUUUGCAUAUGGCUUACUCAGAUUCUCACUUGCCAAUAAGCGUUGGCUGGUGGAGUAUGGUCUUCACCCAUCGCGGUGUUUGAUGGCUGUGCCAUAUCAUGCGAAGGGUGUCCCGUCUGAGAAUGCGGAAUUUGGACAUCCUGACGUCGCAGUAACUCUGACUUGUCUUAGCUACUACUAUGAGGGGUUGCAAGUGAAGCAGCUGAGAACUUGUUUCUUGCUAUUGUCCAAAGAGAAUGACCCUUCAACGGUGUAUCACAACUGGGUCGCCCCAUGUGUUCACGAUCUGCCCUCCAGCCUGCGAACAUAUUCCGGCGUGAAUCUAGAGGAUGGCAUGACCUUCAAGAUGGUUUUGUUUCCAAUUCUUCGCUACCAGAAAGAGAUACUUGAUUUUUACCUCUCUCGGGUAGUCUUCUCCAGAGAAGCAAAGGAAUUCCCACGGAAGCUCUCGUCUUCGGCAUGGGAUAUUCCUGCACAGCGAGGUCUGCAAUUGACGACUGGCUUCAGCGGGACAAACGAUAACCGUUCUCUUCUGCCACUUUCGAUUUGCCAGCGGGAUCUCCCAGAUCUCCUGCACACAAAUGCCAUGGUUCUCGGCUAUUUGCUGCGAGAUUGCAACAGGCAGUGUGUCCUGGCGCAGGAUGAAAAGGGCCACCAGCUUGGUGUCGAUCAGCUCUUGAAGCUUGUGCUAUCUUGUGGUGAACGUUCAUCAACAGCGCAGCCUGUGCGAGUCUUGAUCGAUGUUGGGGCCCAAAUUCUGGAAGCAGGAAACCAAUCAGUUGCCGAGAAAUGGCUGUCAAUAACACCCGACGACGAGGUUAAAGCAGCCAUCUUUUUCAACGAAAAUGACGAACUCAUGGUGAUUGAUCGCGACGGACUUAUCGAGACUCUUCAGUCAUCUCCAUUCCGGCAAAGAUUGGGAGCUUGCUUGGUAUUCCUUGACCAACACCACUCGCGGGGUGUCGACUUGAAGCUUCCAGCCACGACCCGAGCUGCGGUCACCCUAGGGCCACGACUAACAAAGGACAAGCUUGUACAAGCCUGCAAUAGACUCCGUGGCCUCGCGAAGCGCCAGUCACUACUGUUCCUGGUGCCCCCCGAAGUGAGCCACAAUAUGAGGUCCCUGUUGGAGAUCUCAUCUGACCGUGACUUCACUUCGGCAGACGUGUUGAGGUGGUCCAUGCUCCAGACAUGCGAUGCUUUAGACAAUCUACGGCCGCUUUGGGCCAACCAAGGACUCCAGUACUAUCGGAAGAUCGCUCUUUGGGAUUUGCUCGUGAAAGACGUGAAAGAGAGCAAUCCCCCAACGCAGGUAGCAAUCGCUAUGCAAGAACCCGAGGGAAAAACGCUCCUACAGCACUACUUACCUUCCGAUGCUGACCGAGUGAGUGCCUUAGACGACAUAGCGCCCGAUGAUCCGAAUAUUGAAGAAGUCCGGGUACUAUUGGACGCUCUACGCUCUACUACAGGCCAGGCUGUGAGAUCUGCUUAUCUUCACGAGGAGCAAGAGAGAGAGAUUGCAUCUGAAGUGGAGCGAGAACGGGAGGUCGCCAGACCCCCAAAUUACAUUCCUCACAAGCAUCGACUUCACAAGGACAUCGUAUAUUUUGCCAAGUUCGGCAAGUUCCCUGGAGAUCAACCGUCCCGGUCUGCCCUUACUUUGGCAUUCGAAGGCCUAACCAACACAUCUGUUGGUGACACUGAAUAUCCAGAUGGGUUAGGGCCUGGGCUCUACGCAUCCUGGGAUUUUAUUCGGACUGUGCAAGUACGUGAGAAUGAUAUAGAAGAUGAGUUCUGCAAAGCACCACAUUGGGUUCUCUCAAGUGUGCAUAACAAUGAUCUACUCAUUGUCAGCCAAUAUGAGGCCAAUGCCGUCCUGCCUAUCAUUCGCCGAUCAACUCACAGCAGGCUGAACAUUUACACUGCACGGUUCACGAAGCCCAUGCGCUCCUUUGGGAAUCUGGAUUUCUUUGGCAUUGGUUCAGGCUGCCCCAUGCCGACUCAGAGAAUGAGAUGUUGCCUGGAGUUGUUUGCUGGAAGUCUAUACUUUGACAAUUUCGAGGAAUACAAGUAUUUCCGGGACUUCCUAGGGCUCCUGACUGGGCACUAUGAGAAUAUCCCUCAAGGAGGGAUUACUUCUGAGGGAUUUGUGAAGUUCUUCACCCGCUUUCGGCUCCGGUGGCCGCUCGAUUCACCCUUUAUGGUAAACCCUCUGCCCUUUUUGGCUGCUCUGGUGGACAUUCGAACCAGAGGAGGUGGCUAUCAGCAAUCCCAUGUUGGAUCUGUCAUCCGGGCAAUCCAGUUGACCCCGGAGACCUUUUAA